Spea bombifrons (plains spadefoot toad) is the source of this 4670-nucleotide messenger RNA. It is a transcript of the gene ADGRA2, whose product is annotated as adhesion G protein-coupled receptor A2. Gene Ontology annotation, biological process: G protein-coupled receptor signaling pathway; positive regulation of canonical Wnt signaling pathway; cell surface receptor signaling pathway. Gene Ontology annotation, molecular function: protein binding; G protein-coupled receptor activity. The record is from RefSeq and is a predicted model, not a curated record. Gene Ontology annotation, cellular component: Wnt signalosome; plasma membrane. The coding region runs from base 240 to 4130 and encodes 1296 amino acids. The transcript has 19 exons. NCBI's taxonomy places the organism in Eukaryota, Metazoa, Chordata, Amphibia, Anura, Pelobatidae.
UAUCCCAUCAUAUAACACGGAGCGCAUAUCCGCGCAGACCGAUCCUCAAUGCAAAGCCCGGCAUGCAGUGUGCGCUGACUUCACAUUAACGGAGCAGAGCUGUCAUCAGGACUCCCCGAUACCUGGACUCCCCGAUACCUGGACUCCCAGCACUGCCAGCCAGCGGGUUUAAAGGGACAGGCACCGGUACUGCACCCACAGCUGUAGGAUGGGCUGAUAAGGACACCGUGUUGGUCAGGAUGCCCGGCUUGAUGGCAUCCCGCUGUUACCUCCGGGCUGCGCUCCUCUUCCUCUGCUUGGUACCCUGCACGCUGAGCUGCCCCGUUCUCAUUCACAGCUGCAAGUGUGUAGCGGAGCGCCCCAAACUCGGGGUCGGAUCCGCCGGCGCCCCGAGGAAGAAGGUGGUUUGCACUAACGAGGAUCUGCUGGAGGUACCGGACCCUGCCCUGCUGCCCAACAGGACUGUGACCCUGAUUUUAACCAACAACAAGAUUACAGUCUUAAGGAAUGGAUCGUUUUAUGGACUGCAUGACCUUGAGAAAUUGGAUUUAAAGAACAAUCUGAUCAGUAAGAUAGAGCCUGGAGCCUUCUUGGGACUGUCCGAGUUAAAGCGUCUGGACAUCUCGAAUAACAGAAUUGGCUGUGUGAACCCUGCUGCCUUUCAGGGUCUGAGCAGUCUUACCCGCCUCAUCAUGUCAGGAAACAUCUUCUCCAGCCUUAAUCCAGGGGUGUUUGAUGAAAUGCCCUCCUUGAAAGUUGUGGACUUAGCAUCAGAAUAUCUCACCUGUGACUGUAAUCUGCGUUGGCUGGCAUCGUGGACCAGGAAUGGCUCGGCUCAAGUGUCAGACAGGACCCUAUGCGUUUAUCCGAGCGCUCUUAGAGAUCGGCCUCUGAGGAACUUGAAGGAAAAUCAGCUACACUGUGAGGGGACUCCAGAACUUCACACUCAUCACCUCAUUCCAUCUCUGCGGCAAGUCGUGUUCCAGGGGGACCGUCUGCCCAUCCAGUGCACAGCCAGUUACAUGGGAAACCGCAGCCAAGUCAUCUGGUACCACAACGGGAAGCAGGUAGAAGAGGACGAGGAGCUCGGCAUAAUACUGGAAGAUACCAUAAUCCAUGACUGCACCUACAUUACGAGUGAGCUUAUUCUUUCCAACAUCCACCUAUCAGCCAACGGAGAGUGGGAAUGCAUUGUAGCUACGGAGCAUGGCAACGUCAGCAAGAAAGUAGAACUGGUGGUUCUGGAGACCUCUGCAUCAUACUGUCCGGCUGAAAGGGUCUCCAACAACAGGGGGGACUUCAGAUGGCCACGGACACUGGCUGGCAUUACUUCUUACCAAACAUGCCCACCAUAUCCCUUCACUGCCAUCACCCUGAAUGAUGGGAUGCCGGAGAGGAAAGCAUCCCGUCGUUGCGACCGUUCUGGGCACUGGGAGGAAGGCGAUUAUUCUAACUGCCAAUACACCAAUGACAUUACCAACGUCCUGUACCGACUGGCCAAGAUGCACAUUAAUGCCUCUAACGUGCUAAGCCUAGCUCACCAGUUGCAGAUAUACACAGCCGAGGCCGCCACCUUCUCGGACAUGAUGGAUGUGAUUUAUGUGGCUCAAAUAAUGGAAAAGUUUGUUCGCCAAAUAGACCACGUUAAACAGCUAGCAGAGGUCAUGCUGGAGAUGGCUAGUAACAUAAUGCAGGUUGAUGACCACAUCCUAUGGAUGGCCCAGGUAGAAGAUAAAGCCUGCAGCAGUAUUGUCCAAACUGUGGAGAAGAUCGCUGGCUUAACACUUAGCAGUAACUCCCAGGAUCUGUCCGUGAGCACCCGUAACAUCGCUUUGGAGGCCUACCUUAUCAAACCCCACAGCUUUGUUGGUCUGAGUUGCACGGCUUACCAGAGAAGAGGAGGCCACCGGCAGGAGAUACACAAAAAAGAAGGGGAGGCUGACUUUCACUCCGAGCAACGGCUCAAGUUCCGAUGUACCACGGGACAAGGAAACAUCUCCCUGCCCAACUUUCACGUCAAGAACAGCCUUGCCCUGGCAUCUGUACAUCUGCCUCCGAGCCUGUUCAUGUCCACAUCUUCACCAAGCUGCAAGUUGCAAGUCUUAUCUUUCAGGAAUGGAAAGCUGUUUAGAAGUGUAGGAAACUCCUCUCGACUUGCUGAAGAUGGAAAAAGGCGAAGUAUCUCCACUCCAGUCAUAUAUGUGGGAACUCGAGAUUGUGGUUCUAAUAACCUAACAGACCCUGUCACGGUAACUCUCCGCCACUUGGUGAAGGGUUCCAAUCCUCUCCCUGCCAAAUGGAACUUUAAAUCCCUGGAAGGCUAUGGAAGCUGGAGUUCUGAGGGAUGCCGCCUUUUGUCAGAGGAGCCUAACAUCACCAGCAUGCAGUGCCAGCAGCUUGGCAACUUUGCCAUCCUGACGGAGUUGAAUACAUUUUCCGAACCAGUUAAAAACGGCACUGAAGUUCUCCAUCCCGUCAUCUAUUCCUGCACUGCAAUCCUUCUGCUCUGCCUCUUCACCACCAUCAUUACUUACAUAGUACAUCACAGUUCUAUACAGAUCUCCAGAAAGGGCUGGCACAUGCUCCUGAAUCUUUGCUUCCAUAUUGCAAUGACAUCAGCCGUGUUUGCAGGCGGAAUCAACCUGACUGGAUACCUCGUUGUCUGCCAGGCGGUCAGCAUCAUUCUACAUUAUUCAUCCUUGUCCACCUUGCUCUGGAUGAGUCUGAAGGCCAGGGUCAUAUACAAAGAGCUCACCCAUAAACCUCAGCCACAACCAGAAGGGGAAGCCGUCCAAACCCCACAACGACCAAUGCUCAGGUUUUACCUGAUCGCAGGUGGUAUUCCUUUAAUCAUCUGCGGGAUCACAGCUGCUGUGAACAUUAACAACUACAGGGAAAACAACCCCUACUGCUGUUUGGUAUGGAGGCCAAGUCUUGGAGCCUUUUAUGUCCCAGCUGCCCUUAUCCUCCUUGUCACUUGGAUUUACCUACUGUGUGCGGGAAUAAAUUUGAAGCGACAACCAACUGACCAGAAGGAUCCUCUAGAGCCAAGUGACCCACAUCAGCAACCCGGCGGCAUUAGCCACCUCCUGAGCGAUUCGAGUUCCAUAUCUGUGACCAUUAAUUCUGCAUCCCCGCCAACCGACGUAGAUGCUGUGUAUUCGCUGCACGUGCAGUUCUGGGCUCUGGUGAUUGUCCACGUUCUGUAUAUUGUGCUCUGGAUUUUUGGGGCUUUGGCUGUGUCACAGGAUUGGUAUUUCAAUGUCAUUUUCAGCUGCUUUUAUGGAGUCACGGCAGUUGUGCUAGGAAUCUUUAUGUUCCUUCACCACUGUGUACGACGGCAGGAUGUCAAGAGCUCUUGGUUUGCCUGCUGUCCAAGAUACAUAGAAACUUUACCAACUCAGGCGUAUGUCCAAACCGGCUCACCAGUAGAUGACUCUCCUCAGGUAUUCAUGGGGUGUAACCCAGAGCUGACUAAUUCCGUCAAGUCUUCAUCCUCACCGAGCAGCAGCAGUCAUUCCAAUAAUGGACCUUGUAAAAUAACAAACCUGCAGGUGGCCCAGAAUCAGGUGGAGAGCUGCUCGCCCAAGCCACCCAGCUGUGAAGACAGUGAACCAACUAAUAACAAAAACAUUACUGUUCCCAGCAGGUAUAUGAACAACCUUCAUGGGCGCAGAAACCAUAAGAGCAGAACUAAGCAGUAUCGGGAAGGGAAACACCACAGGUUAAAGGUGCUUCGCGGCCCAUCUUCUGAUCUACCCUCCAGUGAGAGUGGCAGCAUCCACAACAGCCAUUCGGAAAGUUACAACAGCAGGCACAGCCCUUUAAACAAUGGCAGGGCGGGGGUAGUUGUUAGGGAUCCAGAAGGAGCUUUAACUCACUCAGAAGGAAGCGAUAGCAGCGGCCACCAAACUCAAGACUUUGCUAGGGCCCAGAGGAAAAGCGCAAGUCGGGACAACCUUAAACAAGCCAACAGCAUGGAAAGAGAAACCAAACGCAGGUCAUACCCUCUCAACACCGCCAACCAGAAUGGGGUACUAAAGGGUAGCGAGUAUGACAUCAAUCUAGCAACUACAGAAAAUUCAGCAACCAUGAAGACUGGCCUCUGGAAAAGCGAGACUACUGUGUAGUUUGUAUCCAAGUGUUCAUAGCAGGUGCUUCAAAUGUCAUCUACAGACAUGGCUCACCAGUCUAUAUCAACACGCCAAGAAAUUGGGCUCUCCCCAGACUUAGCUUGUGGUUACACAGUGGAUGGUGGAGAUGACUGACGUCCUGAAGAGAGCCCAGAAUAUGUGCCAAAAUGCGCUUGUGCCAGUGUAUACUUUAUUGACCAGUGGCCUGUGACCCCUGGAGAACUUUUUUUAUACAUGCCUUGUGCAAGGGAUGUGCCUUGGAUAAAAUUUAUCAGCAUUGUUGAUGUGUUAAGGAUUUCCUCCUUUGGUUGUAUCUCUGACUUCAUCCAAAAAUAUAUUUUGCUUGGACAAUACUUCAGCUCUAAAGUAGCUGCACACAACCGUGUCGAACACAUUCACAAAUAAUGUGAAAGAACUCAUUUAUAUAGCAAUUAGUGCCCUAUACUAGAAUCUUCAGUCAGCUUCUUCUCUAAGUGGAAUGAUUGAAGGAGACCACCUGAUUUGAGCACUUUGAAGGACUCCCUUUUCCAUGGUUCC